AUGGCGUCAACUGAUCCAACGAAAUCAUUGUUUACUACGCAAACAGAAAAACCAAACCAUUAUACCUACCUGAAGGAAUUUCGCGUCGAACAGUGCCCAUCGUUCCUGCAGCACAAAUGCAACCAGCAUCGGCCGUUCGUGUGCUUCAACUGGCACUUUAUGAACCAGCGGAGGCGGCGUCCGGUUCGCCGACGGGACGGUUCCUUCAACUACAGCGCGGACAACUACUGUCCGAAGUAUGACGAAACGACCGGUAUCUGUCCGGAUGGGGAUGAUUGCCCAUUUUUGCACCGUACGGCGGGUGAUACCGAACGACGGUACCAUCUGCGUUAUUACAAAACGUGCAUGUGUGUUCACGAUACAGAUGCGCGCGGGUACUGCGUGAAGAAUGGACAUCAUUGUGCGUUUGCGCACGGCAUCCAUGACCAGCGGCCACCGGUGUAUGAUAUCAAGGAGCUGGAGGCGCUGCAGAACGUCGAGGACCCUGGCGAGGGCCUGAAUGGGCCGAACGUGCUCGACAAGGAGCGGAACCUGAUGAACGAGGACCCGAAAUGGCAGGAUACGAACUACGUGCUGGCCCACUAUAAGACGGAACCGUGUAAGCGUCCGCCCCGUCUCUGCCGUCAGGGUUACGCCUGUCCGCAGUUCCAUAAUAGCAAGGACAAACGGCGCAGUCCGAGAAAGUUCAAGUACCGAUCCACGCCGUGCCCGAACGUGAAGCAUGGGGAGGAAUGGGGAGAACCGGCUAACUGCGAGGCCGGCGACAACUGUCAGUACUGUCACACGCGCACCGAGCAGCAAUUUCAUCCGGAAAUCUACAAAUCGACCAAGUGUAACGAUGUGCAACAGGCGGGCUAUUGCCCACGUUCGGUGUUUUGUGCGUUCGCGCACGUUGAGCCGUACAUCGUGAUGGAGGAAGAUUCGCAAGCUCUUACCCUGUCGGACAUGCGCUCGUCCGUACUGUCAUCGGCCGACGGUGGCGGUGGUGGUGGAGGAGGUGGUGCCGGACCAGCCGGCAGUGGUGUGGCUGGCGGUGGUAAUGGUGGUGGAACCGGUACCGUACCCGGUGGUGGUGUCAUUGCACCAGGCGUACUUGGUGGCAACGGUAGUGGUGGAGGUGGUGGUGUGGGCAAUGUUGCCGGUGGCCCACUUGUAUCGGCCGUAGUCGGAUCGGGCAGUAAAAAGGAUGCCCACGACUUAACGAAUUUUUCCUACUUCCAGCUGCUGUCGAACGGCAGUGCCGAGAGCAGCGAAUCGGCUAGCACUAGCAGCCUCGGCUCGAAUAACAGCUCGCACAACAAAGCACCCGGGUCGCAUUUGCAGCAGCAGAAGCACAACGCCGCACUGGUCGGCAACGGGCAUAACGCUGGCAAUCCGCUCGGUGGGUUGAGUUUGCUGAGCAACGGUGGACCAACGGGUGCCAACAGUGGCAGUGCCAAUGCUGGUUCCAUACUAUCAAAUCUUGAUUUUACCCAGGAUCUACCUAAACAGAUGGUUGCUAUUGACCAUGAGCUCUCGCUGAAUCCUGUUGAACGCGAACACCAGAAACGUAUGGCGUGCUUGACUUUUAAUAUGUUUAAUGUUGGCUCACCGCUCGAUGGUGGAAUGUAUGAUCUAGCCAGACGUGACAAUAUGCACGGUCUUGAGAAUUCAAUGUCCGGUCUCAUGUCAUCAGGGCUGUUACCCAGCAGCUCGGCACCGGUUAACAUUCCAGGCUCCUCAAUGGGAAAUUCAAUUUCCGGUAUCCUGCAAGGCACAUCCGCACCGGUGAACAUUCCUGGCAGCUCUCUCGGCCACAACUUUAGUCCAUCGUCCCAUUCGAAUCUGUUCGGUUUGCACGAUCCAUUCGGGACGCAUCACAUAGGAAGCGGUUCGGCACCGAAGCUUAGCAACAAUUCGUACGGACAAAACCAUACAGACAACUUCUUCUUCCAUUCGAAUAACAUUAUCUCGCCCGUGCUCGGUGACGGUCUGUCCGCUAGCCCAGAAAUAAGAAGAAUGUCCGAUUUGAACCCGCUUAGUAGUGAGUUAAGCAGUAACACAACGAAUUUGCUGUUUGCCGAUAAUCAGCAUCACCAGGGACCGCAAGCGCAACCACCGCAGCAGCAUCAUUUGCAUCACCAGGCACAACAGUCACAGCAACAGCAACCACCUUCACAGCAGCAGCAACAGCAGCAGGCGCAAAAGCAACAAGUUUCACAACAGCAACAGCAAGUGAUUAACUGGGAGGAACGCGUACUGCAGGCAACAACCGCUUGCGAAGCAUGGAAAGCACAAAUGGAGGAAAGUAAUCGCAAGACGGCCAUUGCGGAACAGCAACGCGAUGAGGCACUGUCGCAUGUAAAAGCACUAACGGAAAAGCUGGAACAGAUGAAAUUGUCCGGUAACGGGUGCCCAUCCAACUAUCGUUCGUGUGAUCUGCGCGGCAUGCCGCUGGCGAAAUUGAAAAGCAUUCAGGCCAAACUGCGAGAAGAAAUUGAGGAGGUGGAAAUAGUAUUAUACCAAGAGACGGCCAACAAGUGUAUGAAAUGUGAGGAAAAGAAUCGCUCGGUUACGCUCGUGCCGUGCAAUCACUACGUCGUCUGUGAUACGUGCGCAACAACUCAGCGCGAGUGUCCUUACUGUCAGACGCCGGUCACGCCGAAGGCGUAA
Messenger RNA from Anopheles marshallii, 2652 nucleotides. RefSeq names its product RING finger protein unkempt (gene unk). The transcript has 12 exons. The coding region runs from base 1 to 2652 and encodes 883 amino acids. Gene Ontology annotation, molecular function: metal ion binding. The record is from RefSeq and is a predicted model, not a curated record. NCBI's taxonomy places the organism in Eukaryota, Metazoa, Arthropoda, Insecta, Diptera, Culicidae.